AUGCUUCACUGUAGGGAUGGUAUUGACCAGGUGGUGAGCGGUGCCUGGUUUCCUCCAGACAUGAUGCUUGGCAUUCAGGCCAGAGAGUUCGAUCUUUGUUUCAUCAGACCAGAGAGCUUUGUUUCUCGUGGUCUGAGAGUCCUUCAGUGUCUCCCCCCCACCCCCACCAUACAGCUGUAUGGUGAGUACAGGGAGCAGCUGGGGAGCUUUGCCCAACGGGAGGAUGCUCGUUUGCUGACAGAGAGACAAUGGAGGAGACAGGCAGGAGACCAGGCCACAGCCACCGGACACAAAGGUCAUGGCCAAUGGCAUCAUCAUCACUGUCAUCGCUCUGUGACCUUGGAGUCACAUCACAGCCGUGUUUCUUCUUGCAACAAGCCCCAUCCCUACUCCAAAUGUGAAGAUUGUUUGGCUCGUGUGCGGCAGUACAUGGUGAACAAGAUGGGGGAGGACUGGAUAUAUCUGGUUCUUCUGGGACUGACUAUGGCUCUUGUCAGCUGGAGUAUGGACUAUGCCAGUGCCAAGAGCUUGCAAGCCUAUAAGUGGAUGCAUGGGGAGCUUGAGGGCAAUGUGCCACUCCAGUACCUUGCCUGGGUUACAUAUCCCAUGAUCCUUGUCAUGUUUGCCUCACUCUUCUGUCACCUGAUUUCCCCACAGGCCACGGGUUCUGGUAUCCCUGAGCUGAAAACUAUUCUUAGGGGUGUCGUCCUGAAGGAGUAUCUGACACUCAAAGCCUUCAUAGCUAAAGUCAUUGGCCUGACUGCUGCCCUGGGCAGUGGGAUGCCAGUGGGCAAAGAGGGUCCAUUUGUCCACAUCGCCAGUAUUUGUGCUGCAGUGCUGAGUCGAUUUAUGUCCAUCUUCUCCGGAGUCUAUGAGAACCCUUAUGGUUACACAGAUACUCUGACUGUUGGCUGUGCCGUGGGGGUGGGAUGCUGUUUCGGCACUCCACUAGGAGGGGUGUUGUUCAGUAUUGAGGUCACGUCUACCUACUUUGCGGUGAGAAAUUACUGGCGGGGAUAUUUUGCCGCCACGUUCAGUGCCUUCAUAUUCAGGGUGCUCUCUGUUUGGAACAAGGAUGCUGUCACAAUCACAGCUCUCUUCAAAACUAACUUCCGGAUGGAUUUUCCCUUUGACCUGCAGGAGCUGCCUGCAUUUGCAGUGAUAGGGAUCUCAUGCGGCUUCCUGGGGGCGUUUUUUGUCUACCUGAACAGACAGGUGGUUCUCUUCAUGAGAAGGCCGACAAUGCUUACAAGCUUCCUGACCAAACAUCGACUGAUCUAUCCAGGUGCAGUGACUCUGAUCAUCGCCACCUUCACUUUUCCUCCUGGAUUCGGACAGUUUAUGGCUGGAGAGCUGAUGCCCAGGGAGUGUAUUAACUCCCUCUUUGAUAAUUUCACCUGGACCAAACUCUCAGGAUCUGCUGCUCCGCCCAGCCUAGGUCGCUCAUCUGCAUGGCUCCAUCCUCAUGUUAGCAUCUUUGUCAUCCUCCUCCUCUUCUUCAUCAUGAAGUUCUGGAUGUCAGCAGUUUCCACCACAAUGCCCAUCCCCUCCGGUGCUUUUAUGCCAGUGUUCAUACUGGGAGCUUCUUUUGGUCGCCUCAUAGGGGAGAUCAUGGCUACUCUUUUCCCAAAUGGAAUCCUGUUUGACGGGAUAGUCUACCGCAUCCUGCCCGGGGGUUACGCCGUUAUUGGUGCCGCAGCGAUGACUGGAGCUGUCACACAUACGGUUUCUACAGCAGUAAUCUGCUUCGAGCUGAUUGGUCAAAUUUCCCACAUCUUACCCAUGAUGGUGGCAGUCAUCCUAGCAAACAUGGUGGCCCAGGGUCUCCAGCCUUCUCUCUACGACUCCAUCAUCCAGGUGAAGAAGCUGCCAUACCUGCCUGAGCUGACCCUUGGGCACAUCAGCAAGUAUAACAUCUUUGUGGAGGACAUCAUGGUGCGCAAAGUGAAGUUCUUGUCUUCUCACUCUACCUUUCGGGAAUUAAACCAUCUGCUAGAAACCACAACUCUAAAAACCAUCCCCCUUGUCGACUCUAAAGAAUCCAUGAUUCUUCUGGGCACCAUUGAGAGGACAGAGCUUCAAGCUGUCUUUGACUGGUGGCUCUCCCCAGAGAGGCGAGUCUUUGAAAGAGGUCAGAGUUCACCAGGCCAGGAGUCUAAAGGCAGCUGGGAGUCCUUCACCUUUGUUGCAGAGGAGGGCAGAGAGGAGAGUAUCGACAAGACUGCUCCAGCACAGGAAGAAUAUAAUGGGCCCACCCCGUCCCCCAAACCUCAGGAGCUUUCCACCAACCACACAGACUCAGACAAGCGCAAGCUGCCAUCUGUCAGGAGGACCUUUAGGAGACUCUUCUCCUCCACGUCUUUGUCAAGCCAAACUGAAGCUCAGGAGACCACAGCCCCACCGCUGAGUGACACUAUGUCCCCAGAGGAGAUGGUGCAGAUCAAAGCCUGGGAGGAGGCAGAGCUGGACAAACCGAUCGAUAUGGAGCAGAUACGUAUAGAUCCCUCCCCAUUUCAGCUGGUGGAAAGAACAUCAUUGCACAAGACCCAUACUUUGUUCUCUCUGCUGGGUCUCAGUCAUGCCUAUGUCACCAGUAUUGGAAAACUGGUGGGUGUUGUGGCGCUGAAAGAGCUACAGAAGGCUAUAGAGGGCUCAACUCGCAGCGGGGUGAGACUUCGUCCUCCUCUGGCCAGUUUUAGUGAUGCCAGCAGGAACAGUAAGAAGCACCAGCCUUCCUCAUCCACCCCUUCCUCUCCCACUCGGGACAGAGACCUGUGGGGGGAGGGGAAAAGGAGUGGAGGGGAGCUGGACCUGGAGUCCAAAGAGGAUUCCAGGGCAAAGACAUCAUCUCCAAGAGGAGCUCCUGAGUGUGACACUGCUCCCUCUUCCCCCAGCAACAUGGAGAGCAUUAGUGGCAGCACGGCCACCACAAGAGGAGCUGAUGGUGCCCCACAGGACCCAGCAUCCCCUUCUACCUUAUCCUGUCCUUUGGCUUCACCUCCUGCCUCCCCUAUGUCACUCACCAUCCCCAUCCUCACACUCUCCUCCCUGCAGAAGGAGAGAGAGGGGGAGGUGUCAGAUGAGCCCAUAUAA
Monopterus albus (swamp eel) is the source of this 3093-nucleotide messenger RNA. RefSeq names its product chloride channel, voltage-sensitive 1b (gene clcn1b). The record is from RefSeq and is a predicted model, not a curated record. The transcript is spliced from 23 exons. Gene Ontology annotation, cellular component: plasma membrane. NCBI's taxonomy places the organism in Eukaryota, Metazoa, Chordata, Actinopteri, Synbranchiformes, Synbranchidae. Bases 1 to 3093 code for a protein of 1030 amino acids. Gene Ontology annotation, molecular function: voltage-gated chloride channel activity. Gene Ontology annotation, biological process: transmembrane transport; chloride transport.